AUGAGCGUGGACCAAGAAGACUCAUCUAUGUGGGAGUUCAUGCUCGAAGUCGUGUCUAAAGGGGCGGAUAAUGUCGUUCGGUGGCUUCCUGGGAUCGAGGUAGUAGAUAUCGACGGACAACCUUUAGAACCACGCGAAUAUCAACCUACUUUAUGGAAUUUUUUAUAUUCUAAUCAUUUAUAUCUGGCAAUCUUUGUGAAUGUUUUAAACAAUAGAAUAAACGCCAUUGUCACCCCUCGUAACCCAAGACCUUUGCCAAAGACUACCCGUGCUAUGUGUUUACAACCGUAUUUUUCACAAUGGCUUUUAGAUUACGGUGCUGGUUAUACCGACCAUCAAGCACUUUGGUUAUGUUUAAAGGCAUUAUCUGCCGUAUACGUCAUGAAAGCUUUCCAUUCAAGCCAGUCAAAUACCGAUUUGCUUCUUAUAGCAAUACUCGAAAUUUUUGAUAUAUUUCUUCUUGAGGUUCUAUAUCUUCACCCACGCGGAAUCCAGUAUCGACUCAUACCUACUACUUUCAUUGGUGUUGCAGGAAUCAUUCACUAUGCCUACGCUUUACUUUCUAAAUCAGAUACCUAUCCAAUGCUUCAAAGUUUUGCCCGUUUUCCAGAACUUGCUUUGAUAGCUAUUAUUAUAAUUUGUGUUACUCUUCAUGUAAUUGCAUAUAUCGUAACUGGUGGCAACGUUCGUCGAACUUUCUUCUUGGAUGCUAGGUCUAUGCCAUCACUUCAUGAGGACUAUACAAUGGCACUAUAUAGAAUUGGUACUAUUGUCAUAGAAACUAGUCGUGUUGAUGGAUUUCGUAAUGAAUUGUCUCCAAUAGCUGUUCCACUAGGUACGUUAUUUGAACGUUCGAAAAAAAAGAAACCGCGAUUAUCUGUCGACAGUUCGAGCAAAAGAAAACCAACGUGCGGAUACGAUAACGAACAACAGGAUACAAAUGACCUUAUUUCUACAGAAUCUAAUGGUGGUCCGCGUCGUGUAAUUGUCUGGACAAAUUUCGUAUUUCAGAUCAUUCAAGUAUUUGUAGAGGCUAUAAUGCGUAUCAUAAAUUGGUUCAAAUCAUUUUAUAAUGGACGCCAACCAGCACCAAAUAGCACACCGCAAUAUAACAGUAGUAUUGAUGGUGUCGAUGACAUUGAUUGGGAUGAGGAAAUAUAUCAAAGAUUUCUUUUUGAAGAAUUCGACGAACGUGACGAUGAAGAUGAUGACUUUACAAAUGUAAAAUAUGAAGAUUCUAUAGAUGAUGAUUCAGACCAAGAUGAGGCUACCAUUCCUGGCGAUGAACUUCUACUAUUAGGAAAUGAUUUAAGAGAGCAUGAAGAACAGCAACCAUCGACAUCAUUCGCUUCUACAUCUACUGUUCUACCUACAUCAUCAUCAGCUUCAACAUCAAAUAUUUUGUCAACAAUGCAAUCUAUUCUCACACAUUUGAUGUAUUCCACACCUCUUACUCGUACACAAUAUCGACGGCUCACGCAGAACAGUAUGUCAUCCACGCCUGACGAGUCUGCCGCACUGUUGGCACUGAUUCAUGAAAGGCGAGUACCAUGCGAGUUAACGUCCCAACCUAUUACAGACCGUGUUUGUGUUGUUUGUCAUGGGGAAGCUCGUCAAUGCCUUCUUAAACCGUGCGGUUGUUUCGCGCUUUGCAAUGAGUGUCGUGAAACGAUGGCCCAACGCAAAUACAAGACUUGCCCUUGUUGUCGUCGACCGGUUGAAGGAUAUUCUAGAGUUUAUAUUCCAUAA
Racocetra persica is the source of this 1749-nucleotide messenger RNA. The record is from the annotation of a GenBank genome assembly. Lineage: Eukaryota; Fungi; Glomeromycota; Glomeromycetes; Diversisporales; Gigasporaceae.